GCCUAGUACCCAUCUCGGCCUCCCUCGGCUCCAUCGCCAGCCGCUCCACUCCUCCUCGGCUUUGCAAACCCUAACUGCCCCGCCGCCAAGCGCCCCUCCCAUGGCGGACGUCGUAGACCCCAGCCCCGGGGCGCCCCGCCCGCUGCCUCCGCCGCCCGACAGCCCCAGCCCCGAGGACCGCCCCGUGCCGCUGCCCCCGCCCCCGCCCCCGCCGCCCGGCGGGCCCCCGCCCACCCGCAAGCGGAGCCGCUCGCCCCCGCGGCCCUCCCUGCCGCCGCCGCCGCCCAUCGGCUCCUCGCGCCCCGAGCGCAUCCGCGACCGCGACCGCCGCGGCUCGCGCAGUCCCCCGCCGCGCCGCCGCCACUCGCCGCCGUCCAGGAGGUCCCCGUCGCCGCCCUUCAAGCGGUCCAGGCGGGACGACGGGUACGACCGCCGCGGAGGCCGCGGCAGCCCCCCACCACGGUACGACCGUGGCGGAGGCAGAGGUGGGUACGACGAUGACCGGCACCACGGCAGGCAUCGUGCUUCAGAUUGGCCUGAUUCUAGAUUCGGGGCACCGAAUGAUGGUCCUGGGAAUACCCAAAGGGAAGGCUUAAUGACCUACAAACAGUUCAUUCAAGUUCUUGAGGAUGAUGUAUCACCAGCUGAAGCUGAGAGCAGGUACCAAGAGUACAAGACGGAGUACAUCACUACCCAGAAACGUGCUUAUUUUGAUCUCCACAAGAAUGAGGACUGGUUGAAAGACAAGUACCAUCCAACCAACUUAUUAUCUGUUAUUGAAAGGAGGAAUGAACGCUGUAAAGUAGUCGCUAAGGACUUCUUUCUUGAUUUGCAAAAUGGAACUCUGGACCUUGGCCCUGGAAUAAUUGCGUCUGCAGCAAAUAAAUCAGAAAAUGGCAAUGAUGGAAACUCCGAGGAUGAUGCAGAUGGUGACAGAAGAAGAAAACAAAGCAGAGGUUCUUCAAAAGAAACAGAUCCUCUUUCUGCUGCUCCUAAGGCUCAUCCGGUCAGCUCUGAACCUCGACGAAUUCAAACUGACAUAGAACGAACCCUAGGUCUUGUCCGUAGGCUGGACACCGAGAAGGGUAUUCAGGGAAAUGUCUUGUCAAGUGGUGAUCAUGAGAAGUCGGAUGUUGACAAAUCACAUAUGGGAUCUAUGGGCCCUAUAGUUAUAGUCCGAGGCUUAACAACUGUCAAGGGCCUUGAAGGUGUUGAGCUCCUUGACACCCUUCUUACAUAUUUAUGGCGUAUUCAUGGAGUUGAUUACUAUGGCAUGUCCGAGACGAACGAGGCAAAAGGCCUUCGUCAUGUGAGAACUGAUAAUAAGACUCCUAGUACAACUAAUAUCAAUGCUGCUGAUUGGGAGAAGAAGCUGGAUACUUACUGGCAGGAAAGGUUGACUGGUCAAGAUCCCAUGGUUAUAUUAACGGCCAAGGAUAAAAUUGAUGCAGCAGCUGCUGAAGUCCUUGAACCUCAUGUCAGGAAAAUAAGGGAUGAGAAGUAUGGAUGGAAAUAUGGCUGUGGAGCCAAGGGCUGUACAAAACUUUUCCAUGCUCCUGAGUUUGUUUACAAGCAUUUGAGGCUCAAGCAUCCAGAGAUUGUGUUGGAAGUUACUUCAAACCUCCGGGAGGAUAUUUAUUCCCAAAAUUACAUGAGUGACCCUAAUGCACCAGGUGGAACACCAGUUAUGCAGCAAUCUGCAGCAGACAAAUCAAGGCGGAGAUCUGACAAUGGUAUGGAUAAUCGUCUGAGAUAUGACCGUGGCAAUCGCAGAGAAUAUGACAGGGCAGAUAGAGAUGGAGGCAGACAUGGUAGAGGUGAUGGCUCUCCAAGCCGUGAUGGACCUGACGAUCAGAUGUUUGAUUCCUUCCGUGGAAGAGGCUCCAAUGCUCCUUUUUCGGCUGAAUUCCCUGCUCCGCCGAUAUUGAUGCCUGUUCCCGGUGCCGGUCCAUUGGGACCAUUUGUUCCUGCACCUCCAGAAAUAGCCAUGCAUAUGCUGAGAGAGCAAGGACCUUCCCCAUUCGAACCAAAUGGCGGACCUCAUGGCAACUCAGGAGUGCUUGGAUCUAUGAUGGGUGGGGGCCCAGCACCAAUUAUAGCCAUGCCACCAUCUUUCCAUCAUGAUCCUCGUCGUUUGCGAAGCUAUAAUGAUCUCGAUGCCCCCGACGAGGAAGUUACUGUUCUUGACUACAGAAGUUUGUAGGCUGUGUCCUGCCAUACAGGCAAUCUUGCCAAUGCCCAACACUCGCUAGCAUCUCCAUUUGCGUUGAGGUUUUUGGACCUCCCAUUAGAAUGAGGACGUAUUUUUAUUUCCUGCGAAGAGGCAUAGGAGGAAGAUAUGUUAUUUUUUGAGGACGCCUGUAAUGUGUUGUGAGUUUUAGCUUAAAUGGCUGGAACCUGAUAUUUGCUACUAUUAUGCAGUCACAGAAAAGGAUUGAACGUCUAUUUGAAACAACAUUUUUUUUGUCUUU
This is a messenger RNA of Triticum urartu, 2471 nucleotides long. Its product is annotated as serrate RNA effector molecule. Gene Ontology annotation, biological process: mRNA processing; primary miRNA processing. The record is from RefSeq and is a predicted model, not a curated record. Lineage: Eukaryota; Viridiplantae; Streptophyta; Magnoliopsida; Poales; Poaceae. Gene Ontology annotation, cellular component: nuclear body.